Melanotaenia boesemani (Boeseman's rainbowfish) is the source of this 2585-nucleotide messenger RNA. RefSeq lists its product as uncharacterized. The coding region runs from base 40 to 2097 and encodes 685 amino acids. The transcript is spliced from 36 exons. The record is from RefSeq and is a predicted model, not a curated record. NCBI's taxonomy places the organism in Eukaryota, Metazoa, Chordata, Actinopteri, Atheriniformes, Melanotaeniidae.
AUCAUAGUGUGAACAGUAUUGGGAUCACUUUCAGUCUGGAUGAGCAGGAGAGAACAACUACAGCGGAGACAACACCGACUCGGCUGCAGAAUCAACCAGAUGGAAAACGAUCAACCACGUCAGCAUCAUGGUACAAGUAGAAUUGAAAAGAUGGAAAUCCAUCAGCAAAUGCAGCACGACAGCAGAUCUGCUCUGGAAGAAGAGGAACGAAACCUGAAAUACCUCAAGCACAGCAUGGAGCAUUUGGUCAUUGAACUACAGCAGCAACAUGGUCCAAGAUCCAUUCUGAACCUGCUGAUCCCACUGAACGACAGUAUCGACCAGUUGCAAAGUUCCCAACAGAAAGCCCAUCAUGGUAUCAGAUCUGUCCUGGAACAAGAGGCAGAAAAUCUGAAACCUCUCAAGCAAAGAAUUGAACAGAUGGAAUCAGUUCAACCAAAGAACCAUGCUGGUGUCAGCUCUGCUCAGGAACAGGAGGAAAACAUCAGAUCUUUCAAGCAAGGGUGUGCCCUGGAAGAGGAGGGAGAACACCUGACAUCACACAAGCAAAGAUCUGCUCUGGAAGAAGAGGAACGAAACCUGAAAUACCUCAAGCACAGCAUGGAUCAUUUGGUCAUUGAACUACAGCAGCAACAUGGUCCAAGAUCUGCUCUGGAGGAAGAGGAACGAAACCUAAAAUACGUCAAGCACAGCAUGGGGCAUUUGGCCAUUGAACUACAGCAGCAUCAUGUUCCAAGAUCCAUUCUGAGCCUGCUGAUCCCACUGAACGACAGUAUCUACCAGUUGGAAAGUUCCCAACAGAAAGCCCAUCAUGAUAUCAGAUCUGUACUGGAACAAGAGGCAGAAAAUCUAAAAUCUCUCAAGCAAAGAAUUGAACAGAUGGAAUCAGUUCAACCAAAGAACCAUGCUGGUGUCAGAUCUGCUCAGAAACAGGAGGAAAACAUCAGAUCUUUCAAGCAAGGAUGUUCCCCGGAAGAGGAGGGAGAACACCUGACAUCACACAAGCAAAGAUGUGCUCUGGAAUACAAGGGAGAACACCUGACAUCACCAAAGGUGCAGCAAAGACGAGCUCCAGAACAAAAGGAAGAAAAUCCCUUAUCACUCAAACAAAGAAGUGACCAGAUGGAAAUGGUUCAGCAAAAGAACCAAGAUGGUACAAGAUCUGCUCAGAAACAGGAGGAAAACCUAAGAUCUUUCAAGCAAGGAAUGGAAGAGAUUGAAGUCAUUCAACAACAGCAUCAUAACUUGAUCAGAUCUGUUCUACAAAAAGAUGAAGAAAACCUAAACCUCCUCAAGCAAAGAUCUCAAGAUCCAACAGAGCAACCAAAAUCAUUCAUCAAAAGAAUUGAAUAUGUGGAAGGUUAUCAACACCACCACCAUAAUGUUAUCAGAUCUGCUCUGGAACGAGAGGAGAAAAACCUGGAAUACCUGAAGCAAAGAAUAACCAAGCUGGAAGAGCAACUUCAACAAAAAAGCUCGGCUCUAAAAGCAAAAGAAGAAGAACUGACAUCAUUCAAAGACAGAGUGGCAGGGGAGGUCGCUCUAUCAAUGAAAACAGGAUCAACCAUCAGCAUGAACAACCCAGUGAAUAAAUUCCGACUGAAAGAGAUGUACGAUGAGCUGCGAUGCUUCUGGCCAAAAAUUAAACAUGAACUAAAACUGAAUAAGAAAACUCCAGAAGAUGCCAGGAGAGUCAUUCAGGAACAGUUUAAAGCAGCAGCAGCUGACAUGAAGAGAAAGAAGGAACAGCUGGAUGACAUAUUCGAACUAAAGGAGGAAGAAAGUGAAGCAUCUCUGAAGGUUAAACAAUACAGACAGUCAACAGCAGAAAACCUCCAGCUGGCUAUCUACAGCAAGAAACAUGCUGGGUCAAAGAAACAUCCCUCCAUAGGUUGCCUGCCUGGACCUGAAGGUGAAAGUCCUGUGGACAUGAUGGCUCGUCUGGCCUCUGAAUGCUACUGGCUGGGCUCUUUGAUGGCGCUGAACAACCCUCCUCUUUACCCAGACUGGGAGAAUCACCCUCCUUCCAUGGAUCAAUGGGAUAUUUUACCACGAAAUGUCCGAGAUGUUGUUGAAAAAGAGCCAUGGAAAAUCUAGCAGGACAACAGGACCAUUAUUUAGUUCUGAGAUUUUAUGGAUUGUAGAGUUUCUGGGGAUUUUCUGUCAGAAAUAUUCUAAACUUUUAAAGGAGAAUAAUUGAAGGUAGCCUUCAUAAACCUGAUCCAAUUACUCUUUAGAUUUGAGUUUAGCACAGCGACUUAGUUCCUCUGCUUAAUCUAUCACACAUACAAUGCUUUGAUUUAUUAUUCCAGCAGAGGUGGCUUAAUGUUUUCAUUCUGUUAAGUUUAGCAGUUAUGGUUGUAGCUUUUUCUCUAUACUCAUGUUAAAACUGAAUUAAGUAACUAAAUUUGAAAAUUUUUAACAAGGAAUAGUAAAAAAAAUGAAAUAUAUACAUGUUGAAUGUAUUUUUAUUACAAUAACAUGUAGAUAAUGAAUAAUAAGAGUUAAAGUAAAACUAUAAGUUUCUAUGCUUUGGUUAAAAUGACUGUUGCAGCACUAAAUGCAAUAAAUCAGAUUUCAUGUUU